This is a messenger RNA of Panicum hallii, 1727 nucleotides long. Its product is annotated as probable arabinosyltransferase ARAD1. The coding region runs from base 1 to 1524 and encodes 507 amino acids. The transcript has 2 exons. Gene Ontology annotation, molecular function: glycosyltransferase activity. The record is from RefSeq and is a predicted model, not a curated record. Lineage: Eukaryota; Viridiplantae; Streptophyta; Magnoliopsida; Poales; Poaceae.
AUGGUGGCGGAGAGGAAGAUGCAGCCUUUGCCGCCGCCCGAGCACCGGAGGGCCCUCCGGUUCGUGGCGUUCCUGGCCGUCUCCCUCCUAGCUUUCUCCUGCUGGGCUCUCGUAAACUCCAGGAUCAACGACGCCGUGCCCGAUUCCGCCGCCUUGAUGGGCGACGCCGACAGGAUGCCCGCGCUCGCCGGGGAGGAAGGCGCCCGCCGCCCAACGCCGGCGGCCUCGGCGGCCGUGCCGGCGAGCGGUGGCGCGGUGAGGUUGAUGAGCGAUCCGGUCAUCCGGGAGCCGCUGGUACGAGUAGGAGGAGGAGGGGAUGGGGAGCGGAGCGGGCGGUGCGACGCGGACACCGCGGCGCUCAGGGUGUUCGUGUACGACCUCCCGGCGGAGUUCCACUUCGGCAUGCUGGGGUGGGACGGCAAGGGGGAGGCGGCGUGGCCCGACGUCCGCGACGCCCGCGCCGCACCGCACUACCCCGGCGGGCUCAACCUGCAGCACAGCGUGGCGUACUGGCUCGCGCUGGACAUCCUCUCCUCCACUCUGCCGCCCGGCGGCGGCAGCGGCGCGGCGGGAGACAGCCGGCCCUGCGUCGCCGUGAGGGUGACGAACGCGAGCCUCGCCGACGUCUUCUUCGUGCCCUUCUUCGCGUCGCUGAGCUACAACCGCCACUCCAAGAUCCGCCGCGGGGAGAGGGUGAACAGGAACAGGGCCCUGCAGGCGGAGCUGGUCAAGUACCUGGCGCGGAGGGAGGAGUGGAGGAGGUGGGGCGGCAAGGACCACCUCAUCGUGCCGCACCACCCCAACAGCAUGAUGGAGGCCAGGAAGAGGCUCAGCGCGGCCAUGUUCGUGCUGUCGGACUUCGGGAGGUACUCGCCGGACGUCGCCAACCUCAAGAAGGACGUCAUCGCGCCGUACAACCACGUCGUCCGCUCCCUCGGCGACGACGAGUCACCGGCGUUCGACCAGCGCCCCGUCCUGGCAUACUUCCAAGGUGCCAUCCAUAGGAAAGCCGGCGGGAAGGUUCGCCAGAAGCUGUACCAGCUCCUCAAGGGCGAGCGCGACGUGCACUUCACCUACGGCAGCGUAAGGCAGAACGGCAUCCGACGCGCCACCGCGGGGAUGUCCACGUCCAAGUUCUGCCUCAACAUCGCCGGCGACACGCCGUCGUCGAACCGGCUCUUCGACGCCAUCGUGAGCCACUGCGUUCCCGUCAUCAUCAGCGACGACAUCGAGCUGCCCUUCGAGGACGUGCUGGACUACUCGGAGUUCUGCCUCUUCGUGCGCGCCGCCGACGCCGCCAGGAAGGGGUUCCUCCUCCGCCUGCUCCGCGGCGUGCCCCGCGACGAGUGGACUAGGAUGUGGAGGAGGCUCAAGGAGGUGGCGCGCCACUUCGAGUACCAGUACCCGUCGCGCCCGGGCGACGCCGUGCAGAUGAUCUGGGGCGCGGUGGCGCGGAAGAUGCACUCCGUGAAGCUGCAGCUUCACAAGCGCGGGAGGUUUCAGAGGACGGGUUGGGAAUCGUGAAGAUCUACUAGAAUGGGAAUGGAGGUUCAGAGUUGGAUUGCAGACUGAACCAAGCUAAGGCCAAUCUCAGUGGUAGUUUCGUGGGCACAGUUACCAACACAGCCACGUCAGCUUUUCAAUGGAACGAAACUGUCACUCUCAGUGUGCAGUUUCAUAGCACAGUUUUAUAGACAAGAUACAACAUUUACUUUUUAUAUUGUGUU